Molecule: messenger RNA, 1567 nt
Organism: Cynara cardunculus var. scolymus (artichoke)
Lineage: Eukaryota; Viridiplantae; Streptophyta; Magnoliopsida; Asterales; Asteraceae
Product: UDP-glycosyltransferase 76H1-like
Exons: 2
Coding region: 4-1368 (454 amino acids)
Molecular function (GO): UDP-glycosyltransferase activity
Source: RefSeq, a predicted model, not a curated record
AAGAUGGAAGAAGACGGUGGAAGACGGUGGCCGCUGGUGGUGCUAACAUCAUCUCCAUUUCAUGGCCACAUGACUCCAACCCUCCAGCUAGCCACUGCCCUUCAUGCUCUAGGCUUCACCAUAGCUAUUGCUCACGCUCAGUUGAACCCUCCUGACCCAUCUAACCAUCCCGACUUCAUCUUCCUCCCUCUUUCUGACAACUUAUCCGCCAUUGAUGCCUCCUCAAGCUUCACUGGUUUCAUCCAAACUCUCAACACAAACUGCCGACCAUCACUCCAUCAACACUUGAUUCGGUUGAUGAGUGAAGAAAGCAGAGGAGAUAAAUCGAUGGUUAUCAUCUAUGAUUACCUUAUGUUCUUUGCAGGAGCUGUUGCCAUGGAUCUGAAUCUUACAUCCAUAAUCUUCCGUAGCAGCAGUGCUACGUACUUUCCGGCUUUUCUUGUUCGUCGGCAGCUGCAUCAACAAGCCCGGUUUCUUGAACAAGAUUUUGCGAUGCAGGACAUGGUACCAGACCUACAUCCCCUCAGGUAUAAAGAUCUGCCAUUUUCGAAAUCACCGAUCGAAGAUUGGCACCAACUGGUUGCUAUCUUCAGCCAACAACGCAACCCCUGCGCGGUUAUCUGGAACACUGUCAAAUUUCUCGAACACGAAGCGUUAUCUCAAAUCCACCAGCAUUACCAGGUUCCAGUCUUCGCAGUCGGGCCUCUGCACAAGAUAACACCAAGUCCACCUACUAGUUUUCUUGAAGCAGACACCAGUUGCAUCAGCUGGCUGGAUAAACAAGCUCCCAAAUCCGUGAUUUAUGUCAGCUUCGGAAGCCUAGUUACCUUAGACGUAAAAGUGCUAGCCGAGAUGGCAUGGGGUCUAGCCAACAGUAACCAGCGGUUCCUAUGGGCGGUUAGACCUGGUUCAGUCAGCGACGCUGAAUGGACUGAGUUCUUUCCGGAGGGUUUUAGAGAAGAAACAAGAGAGCGAAGUCUAAUCGUGAAAUGGGCACCCCAAAAGGAAGUUUUGGCGCAUUCGGCAGUCGGUGGAUUUUGGAGUCAUUGUGGUUGGAAUUCGACGUUGGAGAGUAUUUCAGAGGGGGUUCCGAUGAUAUGCCAACCGUUUAAUGUAGACCAAGGGGUGAACGCACGAUACGUGAGUUACGUAUGGAAGAUCGGGGUGGAGUUGGAGGUUUUGGAGAGAGGAGAGAUGGAAAGUAUGAUCAGAAGAGUUAUGGUGAAUGAAGAAGGGAAGGAAAUGAGGAUGAGAGCAGGUGAAAUGAGUGAAAUGGUUAAAGAUGCAGUGCAAAAUGGAGGUUCUUCCCAUGAGUCAUUGGAGGGUUUGGUGGAUUUUAUCAUGUCAAGAAGCAUUUUAUCUCCCUAAACUCGGGUAAGCGUUUAUCAAGUUAGAUUACCUUAUCGAAUGAAUAUGGCAAGGACCAAAACUCUUACCUACUAAAAGCGAGGCAAGAAUCGAGAGUCUUACUCAGUAAGUGAGGGCAAUGGCUUUUACCACAAUUAGUGUUUACCGGGGUAAAAUUGUUGCAUAUGAUGUUGUUUUUGUUGACUAAAAUCUUACUCGA